Orycteropus afer afer is the source of this 1061-nucleotide messenger RNA. It is a transcript of the gene NHLH2, whose product is annotated as nescient helix-loop-helix 2. Gene Ontology annotation, biological process: regulation of transcription by RNA polymerase II. Gene Ontology annotation, molecular function: DNA-binding transcription factor activity, RNA polymerase II-specific; RNA polymerase II cis-regulatory region sequence-specific DNA binding; protein dimerization activity. Lineage: Eukaryota; Metazoa; Chordata; Mammalia; Tubulidentata; Orycteropodidae. The record is from RefSeq and is a predicted model, not a curated record.
GGCUCUCCCACCCUCUCCCAUCUUUCUCCGCUUCCCUGUCACUGUUAUUCCGGGAGACAUUCACUUUUCAUCUACCUUUCUCCAAGCAUCACCAAGCCACUGGCUAUAUAUUUUGCUACAAGAGACCUAGAAGAGGAAAAAAGGCACGGGACUUGUCAACACGUCGUUUGGAAAAAAUAAACAAACCAAUUUCUAGAAAUGGUCAAAAACAAUUAAAAAGAAAAAGGCUUUUUUUUUGAUAGAUCAACUAAGUGAACAAUCAUUCAUAUAGUCCACAUCCUGAGCUAUUACCAUCCCUCUCUGUGGACACCAGAGAGAUGACAGCUGCUUUUUCAUUGUUGAAUGUAAUAAAUAUUUGCUGCUUUUAAUAUUUCCUGGAAUUCCCCCUUCCCCCGAUAUUCCUUGGAAUUUUAACUCUAAAAGAUUGGAGAAAAGAUUAUCGAAAAGGCUUUUACAAGCCUCCAAAAUGAUGCUGAGCCCAGACCAAGCCGCCGACUCCGACCACCCCAGUUCGGCGCACUCAGACCCGGAGUCGCUGGGCGGCGCGGACGCCAAGGUGCUGGGCAGCGUGUCGGACCUGGAACCAGUGGAGGAGGCCGAGGGAGACAGCAAGGGCGGCAGCCGGGCCGCGCUCUACCCGCACCCGCAGCAGCUGAGCCGCGAGGAGAAGCGCCGCCGCCGGCGGGCCACGGCCAAGUACCGCUCGGCCCACGCCACCCGAGAGCGCAUCCGCGUGGAGGCCUUCAACCUGGCCUUCGCCGAGCUCCGCAAACUCCUGCCCACGCUGCCCCCGGACAAGAAGCUCUCCAAGAUCGAGAUCUUGCGCCUGGCCAUCUGCUACAUCUCCUAUCUCAACCACGUCCUGGACGUGUAGGGCCCCGGGGCACCGCGGGAGGCAGCCCGGCGGGCGUCUGCGGAACGCGAACUCGACCAACUGGGGCGCCCGCCGCGGGGACCACGGAGGCGGUGGAGGCCCCGCGGGAAGGCCGCCGCGAGAAACUUGGACGCGGAAAGAAGCUCGCCAAAUGUUCUCUUUGGUCAGCAGGGCAAGGAGGGAAGGU